GCGGCGGCGCACAGGUCUAGGGAUUUCGAGAGCCUUCGUCUUCGCAAACGGCUAGCUCGACCGUCGAUGGAGUGGUCGACGGCGUCAAAAGUUAUAAUCAAAACGUUUGCGAUUCAUUUUAUGAAAAUGGCUUUUGUUUAUUAUUUUAGUUUCGCAAUUUAUUGAUAAAGCCACGAGUGGCCGAUUCGUUGCAGCACUCGGCGCCUCCGACCACGGAAGCAGAGCUGGCAGAGCGUUGCUGAGCGCCCCCAGAAAUUGACUCCAUUGGUACUCGCCACCCCUGGCACGCUGGCCCACGUCGUGCGCUGGCCGGGCAUUACCGGGCGCCAUGGGUCAAAAACAGCCUCGCUAUGGCAAGCGGAAGCUUCGGAAAUCCCUCAUUGAAAAUACUCGCCGCAGUCGGCCAUCGGGGACCUCUACCGACGUACGGAAGCACACCCUAACAGAUGCUGUCCACCCAGAUCUGCCAGCUGCCCAAAGACAUGCCCCUGCACUGGAUUGUGGCAGUGGCAUCAGCCUCUUCGGUGGUGACGUCCCUACUGCCAGCAGCCCGGGCGACAAAGGGACCUUCCCACCAAAAGCGCCCAAGGGCCUCCAGUUCAAAUGCGGUUUCUGCUUCUACAUCACCAAGGACCAGCAUGGAAUGGUCAGCCACCUAAUUCACCAUGCGGAGGGACGGCGGCUCGAGUGCCAACACUGUCCCCAGCUUCCUUCAGGUUGGGGAAGUGCCUGCUCGAAGGACGUCUGCUGCCUUCUGGAAACCACAACCAACAAUCUCUUCAAAUGCUGUUUGUGCACCCACUUCGCUGGGGAUCAGCGUGAAAUUCUCAAUCACCUCUUCCUUCGUUGUGAUGAACGACUUAAGUGCCAGCAAUGUUCAAAAUCCUUUUCCAAAGCAGAAGACUUGAGGUACCACGCAGAGAUUCACAAGCCAGAAAGAACUUGCGAGUAUCAACUGUGGUAACAGCCUUUCAGGAACAUGGUCAUCUGGUAAAUAACAUUCCUGCCAAUGAAGGUAAAAAACCCUUUCAAAUGCCAGGAAUGCCCCAAAGCAUUUGCCAAAGUGAUGUUGUACAGCCACAUGCAAACCCACACCGGUGAGCAGCCUUUCCGAAACCAGGAAUGUCCCAGAGCAUUUUCUCGUCGAAGUAAGACGAGUUGCGACUUUUGAAGCAACAGAGAUGAGAAGCCCUACAGAUGCAAGCUGUGUCCACAAGCCUUUGCUCGUAGUGGGAAGUUGAGGCAGCACAUUCAGAUGCACACAAGUGAGAGACCUUACAAAUGUGAACAAUGUCCCCAAGCCUUUAGUCGUAGCGCGAGGCUAAGGUAGCACAUUUAGAAGCACACAGGUGAGAGACCUUACAAAUGCAAGCAAUGUCCCUGAACCUUUUUACCGAAGUGAGAAUCUGACGGAGCACAUUCGAAUUCACACAGGUGAGAGACCCAACAAACGCAAGCAGUGUUCGCAAACCGUCAUUGAUGGUGGUGCACUAAAGCAGCACAUUCGAAGGCACACGGGUGAAAGACCUUACAAAUGUAAUCAAUGUCCCAAGCCCUUCGCCAGAGCUAUGGGGUCUUGCAGCUCAUUGGUACACACAGAGGUGAGAGACCUUACAAAUGCACGCAGUGUCCUUAAUCCUUUAGCGCACUUGGCACCCUGACGUAGCACAUUCAAACACACACAGGCAAGAAACCUUACAAAUGUGAGCAAUGUCCCCAAGCUUUUAAUUACCGUGAUUUGCUGACCCACCACAUUCGAAUGCACACUGGCGAGAGACCGUACAAAUGCGAGCAGUGUUACAAAACCUUUAGUCUAAAACACACCUUGACAUGUCACAUUCGAAAGCACACAGGGGAGAAAACUGAGAGCACCGUCCUGAAGUCUUCACUUGAGCAAGAAGCUUACGGGGUACAUUUGAAUGAACACAAGUGAGAGAUCUUACAAAUCUGUGCAAUGUCCCAAGGUGCACGUGAGAACCUGACGUAGCAGAUUCAGAUGCGUUGUGUCGGCAGUUCAGAAAAUUUUUUUUUUUUGCAGUGCUAUUUUUUAGACAUGUGAAGGUGCGUGAGGAGCAGAGGCAUAAGUUUAGCAGCUGGUUGGAAAUGAUCCAAAUAGCAAAUGCCCUUCAUUGACUUGCGUCUGAUCAAUAUCGGUGUUAUUCAUCUGAAGGAACUGGGCCUUGUUGGCUUCUGCUAUAUCCAGGGUUUUCUAAUUUGUGUGGAAGGAACUGUUACAUAUAAUAAACAUGUUUACAAACUCAG
Molecule: messenger RNA, 2262 nt
Organism: Ixodes scapularis (black-legged tick)
Lineage: Eukaryota; Metazoa; Arthropoda; Arachnida; Ixodida; Ixodidae
Product: zinc finger protein 792
Exons: 5
Coding region: 329-964 (211 amino acids)
Source: RefSeq, a predicted model, not a curated record